Molecule: messenger RNA, 2601 nt
Organism: Tetranychus urticae (two-spotted spider mite)
Lineage: Eukaryota; Metazoa; Arthropoda; Arachnida; Trombidiformes; Tetranychidae
Source: RefSeq, a predicted model, not a curated record
UGUUAAUAAUUAUGAUCCAUGGAACUGUCUGAAUAGAAAAACAAAGAAUUUUAAUUUUAAAUAAACAAAGGUGAGGAACUGUUUACAAGUUGCUGAGUCCAAUAAGUAAUUGAAUGGUGAUGCCCUUAAACAGUUGAAUUUAAUUUUGUGUUUCUGUAUUUCAAUUUCAAUUUACAUUUGUUGUGUUAAAGUUUAUUAAAGUUUAUUUCAUUCAGUUGCCUCACUCUUAUCUUGCUAUUUGUAUCAUGUCUAUCUGCCAUCUUAUAACAAUCCUGUCCCUUGCUCUACUGAUACAAACUUCACAUCCAUUCAAACCACCGAAACACAAUAUAAUUUCAUACUACAAGACUGUGAAUAAUGUUUUCUUGACUAAUCCUGAAAAUCAUACAACAGGUUAUGGUAUUUAUGUGGCUGGGGAAACAGCAACUGUUGAUAUAUCAAGUGAUGUGGCUAGUGUGUAUGACAUCGUCAAUUGGAAAGUGAUCAAUGUUGUUAAGGAUCGAUUAAUGUUCGUCCAUAAUAACAAACCUCAAAUUUUGAUUAAUCAAAAGAGAAUCAGGGAAAUGAAUCAUUCUGGUGAAUUGAGUGAUUCGAUCAUAUCUCUUGGUGACAAUGUGGCUCUUCAUGUACCAACAAUAUUCAAUCCAAGUUUAACUCAACCACCUCAUAAAUGGAAUUAUCUCGAAUUGUUGCAUUUCGUUGUUAAAAGUGAAAAAGUUUCGGUGAUUCGAUCCUUAUCCUGGCACGAGAAGAUGAUUGGCAGUACAUUAAAGAAUGGAAAAUGACUGAUUAUAUUCAUUUCGACAAUAAAUUGUAUCUUCUGAUAAAGCGAAAUAUAUGGAAGAAAGAAAUCUUUGAUUUUACUCAAGAGAUAUCAAUAAUACGAUUGUGUCUUGACAAAGGAAGGGAACUUAUUUCGAGUGCAGUUGAAGUUCGUUAUGCUCACCCAGAAUUUCAGAAUAGUCAGAUAAUCGAAGCCAUUUUCAAAUUACGUAUGGUACAUAAUCAUGAUGUUUUCCGCACCUCAAAUUUCGGACGCAGGAGACCGCAUUUCUCUGAUAUGUUCGAUAUGGUGGAAGAAAUGUUUGCCUCAGCUGAUAAAUCAGUGGAUCUAUUACAGUAUCAUUUGAGAUCAGAGUCUAUUGAAUGUGAAAAAUGCACUCAUGAACCUCUUCCUGUAGGUCAAAAUUUUAUCACUUCAUUUGAUGCAACAGAAAAAGUGCACGUGUCGGCGUAUUAUAUAAUUUGCGAACAAACACACGGAAAUCAAAAUUAUUUUGUUCAACAUCAAGCAAUAACAUUUGCACACCCAUUUGAACGCCGGUUAUUUCUUCAUAUACAAAACUCUUUAUCCGAAUACAUAUUAUCUAGCCCUUGCUAUGAAGCUUUUGAUUGGCAUUACUGUCAGUCUAUUGAAGCAAUGGAACAGAAAUGGAAGCGUUUGAAUAUAGAUGUGCGACAUCAAGUUUUCGUUAAUCAACGACCAUUCGGAGUUUUCUUCAUUACUAAAAAGAGCCAUGAAAUAAUGUUCUUUAACUUUGAUUUCAUUUGCGAGGGAUUGAACAAUUGCCUUGAUUGUGUAAUGUAUGGUUUCUAUUUUAAUUGUGUUUGGUCACAUGAAACUCCGACUCCCCCUAAGUGCAUUUAUGAUGAUCAACCUAAACACAAGACUGCACUGACUAACAACCAUUGCUUUAAAAUCAUACACUUUUCACCUUCCGUGCUCUACUCAUCUCUACAACAAACUUUAUCCAUUAAACUUAAUACACCAUUUCAAAUGGACAAUUCAGAAGAGUCUCUGGUUAUCCAUACUGGUCCAGAUAAUUAUUGUACAAACAUCAUAAUGAACGGUCUUAACAUCCAAUGCUUAAUGAAUCCAUUGAAAGGUGGUAAAUUUAACAUUGAAAUAAAUUUGAUGAAUGACAAGAUUGCAGAUGUUUCAGUGAUUAGUGCUGUAUCUACUGAAAUGGUUCAAAUUAAUGUUCUCGAAAGUGAAUGUGAUAAUUCAUCAACAAUAAUUAUUACAUUAUUCUCAUGUUUAUUUCUCAUUUUGUGUUUGUUUAUAGCUUAUAAAACGUGUGAUAAGGAAAAACUAACUAGAAUCAGGGAAUCGUGUGGAUUGAAAAGAGGCAACAACAUUUACAGCAUUGUACAAACAUUUCGACGAGCAUGAAUCUCAUCAUGUUCACCAAACAGCCUGCUUUACCCAAACAACUGCAAAAACCACAAGCAAUAUAUUAACGCACUUUAUUUGAAAUACUUUUUUCGUAAAUUGCUUCGAAUCAUUAUGAGUUAAAAAUUAAAUUAAACUUUUGGUUACCAAAAUCAAAUCACUAAUUCUUUAAUUAUGUAGAAGGUUAUCAAGCUUCUUUGAAAUGAAUAAUAAACCAAGAAUUUGAUUAGAUAUUUAUAAUACGCUUGUACAAUAAUUAAGACGUUUCACUAUCCUUUAUAGCAACCUUCAUUCAACCAGUUUCUUGGAUACAUUUAUGAAAUUGCUUGUCAAUGAUCAUUUCUGCUCCAUAUUUUAGUUGAAGAUUCAAUGAGGAAUGAAAUUGUUGAAUAUUUGAUUAAAUUAGAAUAAAAUUAUUUCGAUCAUUA